This is a messenger RNA of Neodiprion fabricii, 2180 nucleotides long. RefSeq names its product arylphorin subunit alpha-like. The transcript is spliced from 6 exons. Bases 33 to 2048 code for a protein of 671 amino acids. NCBI's taxonomy places the organism in Eukaryota, Metazoa, Arthropoda, Insecta, Hymenoptera, Diprionidae. The record is from RefSeq and is a predicted model, not a curated record.
GCCAGUCUGUUGAGGGAAACUGAUCAGGCAAGAUGUCUGGUUAUAUUGUGAUCCUGUUGUGGUCGGUCCUCUCGUUAGGAAUGGCCGAUCACGUCCCAGUCCACCUGGCAGAUGAGCAUUUUGUGACAAAGCAAAAGAGCGUCUACGAUCUUCUGCAGCAUUUGGAUUGUGUGGAUGUUGGAAACCCUGGAUUGUACAGAGAAGGAGUUUCAUGGGACGUCAGAGGAAACCUCAAAGCGUACGAUAGCGAGAUCAUCGUCAAUGACUUCCUCGAUAAAUACGAGCGUGGAAUGUUGCCUCGUGGUCGGGUAUUCUCCGUCUUCUAUCCGGUCAUUCUGGACGAAGCCAUAGCCCUUUUUCGGCUCUUCCGAUCCGCCGUGGACUUCAAAACAUUCUACAAAACUGCAGCCUGGGCUCGCAUCCACGUAAACGAAGGGCAGUUUGUCUACGCCUUCAGUGUUGCAGUCAUUCAUCGACCGGACACCAAAUACGUGAAGCUACCAGCCCCCUACGAGAUAAAUCCGGACUUGUUCUUCAACACCGAAAUCAUCCGCCAAGCUCAGCUUCAAAAAUUGAACCGUUUGCCUGGCUCUGCAGGAUCUCACGUAAUCCUUGCGAAUCGCAGUCUGUGGUACGCAGGAAAUCACGAUGACCGUGAGCACGAAAUUGACUAUUUUGUAGAGGACGUGGGAAUGAACGCUUAUUACCAAAUCCUGAAUCUCGAAUUCCCGUUCUGGAUGUCAAGCGAGGAGUUCAAUCUGCCGAAGGGCUACCGCGGCGAGCUUUACUACCACAAUUUGAAGCUGAUACUGACGCGUUACAACCUGGAGCGAAUCAGUAACAACUUGGACAAAAUUGAAUACAUCGAUUGGAACAAACCAAUUGAAACGGGUUACCAUCCAUCCAUGACUUAUCACAACGGAUUGCACUUUCCACGACGCGAUCACAACUCCAUGGUGCCACGAAACAAAUACAAGAAGCUUCAAGACAUACAGAACCUGGAAUCCCGCAUACUGGAGGCCAUUGAUUCAGGGUUCUUUCUUAACGCGGAUGGGAAAUCAGAGAGCAUCUACACUUCGGACGGCUUCGACAUCCUCGGCAAUAUAAUUGAGGGUAACGUCGAUUCGCUGAACAAACAGCUAUACGGUUCGAUCAACUCCCUCGCCAGAAACAUACUCGGUUUCAGUCCCGAUCCUUUGAGCAAUCACCAGAUACUCCCCAGCGCUCUGGAACACUUCAGCACCAGCUUAAGAGACCCCGGAUUUUAUCGUAUCUGCAACAGAAUCGUCGAAUUUUUCAACAGAUACAAGAGCAACUUGGAGCCUUACACGGCUGAGGAAUUGGGUCAAUCAGCCGGUUUGAAAAUCGAAUCUGUUGUCAUCGACAAGCUAGAAACUUACUUCGACCACUAUGAUUCGGUCAUUGAGAGUUCCGACGACUUUUCCUUUACCGUCAAGGCUCGCCAGCGACGUUUGAACCACAAACCAUUUAGCUACGCGAUCAGAGUUCAUUCUGAAAAGGACACGGAAGCCAUGGUGAGGAUUUUCCUCGGACCGAAGUACGACGCGUUGCACAACGAACUUGCCAUAACCGAGAAUUAUGAAAACUUCUACGAGUUCGAUGCGUGGAAGAUUAAACUUGAACCCGGGUGGAAUGAUAUCAAGCGCACCAGCAACAAUGCCCUCUUCGUGGUUCCCGAUGACGAGGGUAUCGAAGUUUUUUACCGCAAGUUGAAAGCGGCGGUGGAGGAAAAAGCGCCUCUCACCUACUCGGAACAUGUUUACGGAUUUCCGGAUCGGCUUCUCCUCCCUAAGGGAAAGAAGGAGGGACUCCGGCUACAGGUUUUCGUCCACGUUGUUCCCUGCAGCAAGGAUCACAUCCAGGAAAUCGAUUCUCCGAUAUGGGGGAAGGCCUACACCGAUGGUCGUCCGAUGGGAUUCCCUCUGGACAGACCGAUCCAGGCUAACAAUUUCACCCUGCCCAAUAUGCGCUUCGAAGAGGUUGUCAUUUUCCACAGAGAAGCUGCGGAAAUAAACGCCACUGUGUAAACAAAGUUUUAAAUUGUCCCGAGAUCAUAGUCAUACAAUGUUUCUAUCGUAAAUUACUUUUUUCAUUUGAUAUUAUAUAUAUGUAUGUAUAUCCUGCUGUGAUUAUAAUUGGCAAAGGUAUAACGCUGAAUA